UUUAGCAAGGAAAUCGCAUAUGGACAAUGUGCAAAAGCUUUGGUGAGAAAAUCCUCCAUUUCCUGUUACAGGCCUGCUAUAUCGGUCGUGUGAGAGUGCAGAUGAUCUCGAUCAAACCCAGAGGAGAUCAAAGUUCCUAUUGACAGUGAUUCGCCAGCUGUGAAAAUGAAUACCUCUCUAUAUAAAAUUCACUGUGCACAUCUUGUCACUGGGUAAAAAAUGCACAGUGCAAGAUAUAUCUGCACACUGGUUAUUACAAAUUAGAGGGGAGAUUACUACAAAUUAGAGGGGUAGUGGAGGGAAGGAGGGGAGACCUCCAGUGUCCCUGAUGCCCUCACCUACAAGAUGUGCAGCUUGUAACCCUGCACGUCAAUGAGCUGCAACUUGAAAUGGGUGAAUUCCAGGUCAUCCAGCAGUUGGAGGAGGUGAUAGAUAUGACACGAAGAGAGGUUAAAAAUGAGAAGGAAUUUGUCUCCAGGAAGCUCAAACACAGCACAACAGUUUUGCUGUCUCUGUCUAGAUAUUUAAGAAGUGGAGCGAGGGAUUCAAUCGAUCAUCCUUCCUGCUCAGACUGUGGGGAGAGAUUCACUCGGUCAUUUGACCAACUGGCAACCCGUCAUUUUACACAGGAGAAAGGCCUUUCACCUGCUCAGUCAGUGGGAAUGGAUUCACUCGGUUAUCACAAUUGAAGGUACAUCAGCAAGUUCACACUGGGCAAGGCCAUUCAACUGUUCUCUGUGUGAGAAGGGGUUCAGUCGGUCAUCCCACCUGUGGACACACCAGUCAGUUCACACCACACUGGGCAGAGGCUGGUCAUCUGCUGAAUUUCUGGGAAAGGAUUCACUCAGUCAUCUGACCUAAUGGCUCACCAGCGAGUUCACACUGGGGAGAAACCGUUCACCUGCUCAGUCUGUGGGAAAGGAUUUACACAGUCAUCUACCCUACUGGUACAUCAGCGAGUUCACACUGGGGAGAAGCCGUUCACCUGCUCGGAAUGUGGGAAGGGAUUUAAUCAGUCAUCCCAACUACAGAGACAUCAGCGAGUUCACACUGGGGAGAAGCCGUUCACCUGCACAGUCUGUGGGAAGGGAUACGCUGACUCUUCCACCCUGCAGAGUCAUCAGCGAGUUCACUCUGGAGAGAGACCGUUCACCUGCUCAGAAUGUGGGAAGGGAUUCACUGAUCCAUCCACCCUACAGAGUCAUCAGCGAAUUCACACUGGAGAGAAGCCGUUCACCUGCUCAGUCUGUGGGAAGGGAUUCACUCAGUCAUCCCACCUACGGAGUCACCAACGAGUUCAUACUGGGGAGAGGCCGUUCACCUGCUCAGUCUGUGGGAAGGGAUUCACUCGGCCAUUCCACCUACAGAGUCAUCAGCGAGUUCACACUGGGGAGAGGCCAUUCACCUGCUCAGUCUGUGGGAAGGGAUUCACUCAGUCAUCCGACCUACUGGUACAUCAGCGAGUUCACACUGGGGAGAAGCCGUUCACCUGCUCAGUCUGUGGGAAGGGAUUCACUCUGUCAUCUACCCUACUGGUACAUCAGCGAGUUCACACUGGGGAGAAGCCGUUCAAUUGCUCAGUCUGUGGGAAGGGAUUCACUCUGUCAUCUACCCUACUGGUACAUCAGCGAGUUCACACUGGGGAGAAGCCGUUCACCUGCUCAGUCUGUGGGAAGGGAUUCACUCGUUCAUCCCACCUACGGAGUCACCAGCGAGUUCACAGUGGGGAGAAGCCGUUCGCCUGCUCAGUCUGUGGGAAGGGAUUCACUCGGUCAUUCACCCUACAGAGACAUCAGCGAGUUCACACUGGGGAGAAGCCAUUCACCUGCUCAGUCUGUGGGAAGGGAUUCACUCGGUCAUUCACACUACAGAGUCAUCAGCGAGUUCACACUGGGGAGAGGCCGUUCACCCACUGAGAAUGUGGGAAAGGAUUCACUCAGUCAUUCCACCUACUGGCACACCUGUCAGCUCACAAUGGGGAGUGGCCAUUGUUAUGAAUCCCUAGGUUUUGUUUGCUGUGGACUGUCAUUUUAAGAGAGAGAGAGAGAGAGAGAGAGAUUAAGAAGGCAAAUCAGUCUGACUUGCAGCUUGUUUACAUCGUGUGCAGCUUGUUUAGUUUUAACCGAGGACACAGACACUCAGAGUCAGACGGAGACGAAGGAGGAAAAAUGGAAGGAUUGAAACCAGGGAACUAGUGGCCAAGGGUCACUGUUUGGAACUUUCCUUUGCCCACAAGGGUGGAUUCACCUUACAUCGAAUGUGUGGCUGUCACCUCAUUUGAUCCAUAGGAGUGGAUCUGAUUUGGGGUAUCCUGUGGAGACUACUUAUGUGUUAACCAUUGCCUGGCUGUGGUGUGGUAAUUCAUUAAGACGAUACCCCUUAUGACAAGUCACUUCGGGUGAUAAUUAGUAUGUGGAUUUGGAAGGAUGACAGAUAAAAUCUACAGUGACUGUUGGUCUCAUUUUACCACCAUGAAAACUGUGGAAUAUGACAUAAUUGCCUUCUCUCAACAUUUACCCUGGAUUACAAAUAUCUCUCUCUCAUCACCUAUUAUGUAGUUGAACUGAACUUUCAUACUUUACCAUCUCAAGACUCCAAGCCUUGUUUCCCCCGAGCUCAAUAGUUUGGGAGUUUUAGUUAUACACAUUUAUACACACAACACUCUCGAGGAAAUCUGCAGAUGCUGGAAAUUCAAACAACACACACAAAAUGCUGGUGGAACACAGCAGGCCAGGCAGUAUCUAUAAGAAGAACUGUUGAUGUUUCAGGCUGAGACCCUUCGUCAGGACUAACUGAAAGGAAAGAUACUAAGUGAUAUGAAGGUAGUGGGGGGAGGGUGAAAUACGAAAUGAUAGGAGAAGACCAGAGGUGGUGGGAUGAAGCUAAGAGCUGGAAAGGUGAUGGGCGAACAUGAUACAGAGCUGGAGAUGGGAGAGGACCAUUGGACAGGAGGCCUCGGGAGAAAGAAAGGUGGGGGGAAGCACCAGAGAGACAUGGAAAACAGGCAAACAAUUAAAUAUGUCAGUGAUGGGGCAAGAAGUGGAAGAGGGGCAUUAACGGAAGUUAGAAAAGUCAAUGUUCAUUCCAUCAGGCUACCCAGCCAGUCUAUAAGGUGUCGUUCCUCCAACCUGAGUUUGGAUUAAUUUUGACAGUAGAGGAGGCCAUGGAUAGACAUAUCAGAAUGGGAAUGGGACGUGGAAAUGAAAUGUGUGGCCACUGGGAGUAGUCUGUUGCUGCUGGUUCGUUUCUAAAGCGUUACGGUUUGUAACAAAAUGGGGCCUGUGUCUGGGAUAGGAACAAAUUUAAGGAUUGAUUUAAUAUCGAUUUCAUUGGGGAAAUCCCUUUUGAUUUAUUUGUGUGUGGAAAAUCAGCAGCAAUGGAUGUUGAUAGAUAUCUGGAACCUCUCCGGCAUUAGAGGACACCAGAAGGAUUGAGUUGUUGAGUAUUGCUAAAAUGUUAAUAAUCGCUCAGGUGAAAUUGACAAUGAGGAGGGCACAGCUGCAGACGAUAAUAGCUGAACAUUAUGUAUCUGAGGGUGUGUUUAAAGUGGAGGAGUUGGAGUUUCCUGAAAGUAAACCUCGUGAGCUUGAGCUCCCGUAGAAGUUAGAACAAUUAAAGAUGGAGGCUCCGGAAAGGCAGAGGCAGUUUCAGGCUGGAGAGGCAGAAAAGCAGAAAGAAAAGUUCUCUUACAAAGUGUAAUUAAGGGGAAGGCUUAGCAAGCCUAUUCUGCUUUGACAGUUGCUGAAGCAGCUGAUUAUUUACUUAUUUAUGCUGCCCCAGUCAUCGCCACUGGGCUAUAAAUGUGCAGGAGCAGUGUGUGGUUCAGUGCUUUGCUCAAGGACACACACGCUGCCUCGGCUGAGGCUCGAACUCAUGACCUUCAGAUCGCGAGUUCAACACCUUAACCACAUGGCCACGUAUUAUGACCACAUAUUAUGACAUAGUGAAACAGGCUGUGCUCAAAGCUUACGGGUUGGUCCCAGAAGCAGACAGGCAAAAGUUUAGAAAUUUAAAGAAAUCUGUGAACCAGAUAUACGGAAUUUGCUUAUGAGAAAUUUGUGUCUAUUGACUACUGGUCCACAUCUGAACAUGUAAAUGAUGAUUUUAACAGCUUGAGAGAGUUGGUUUUAAUUGAAGAAUUCCGAAGGUGCGUCCCUGAUGACAUAAAGAUGUAUUUAGAUGGAAAUGAUGCUGCCACUCCGCAGGAAUCUGCUGGAUUAGCAGAUCAGUUUGCUUUAACUCAUGAAGUUAUGUUUACCCUGAAUAAGAGUUUCCAAAAGGCACUUGUCAAGUUGUGGGUAAACCUAAUGAGCUCACCCCAGUGGCCUGUACCUGCAUUCGGUGAACCCUUUUCCAAAGUUAUAGUGGAUUGUGUUGGCCCAUUGCCAAAGACUAAAGCUGGCCAUCAGUAUCUGCUAACUAUUAUGUGUACUACAUCCAGAUUCCCAGAGGCAAUGCCUCUCAGAAAUAUUAAAGCUAAAACUGUGGUGAAGGCUCUUACCAAGAUUUUCACUUUAUUCGAUUUGUCUAAAGAAAUACAGUCUGAUCAAGGAUGUAAUUGUAUAUCUGCAUUAUUCAAGCAGGUAGUUUAUGAAUUGGAAGCAAAACAGAUUGCAUCAUUUGCAUACCAUCCGGAACCAGAAGGGGCUUUAGAAAGAUUUCAUUCUACCCUCAAAACAAUGAUUAAGACAUAUUGUGUUGAAAAUGGAAAAGACUGGGAUGAAGGAAUAUAUUUGCUUUCGUCCACAGAAAGAGAGUCAGUACAGGAAUCACUGGGCUUUACUCCAUUUGAGCCCUUUGAUCUUGUUAAAGGUACAGUAGAUUGAUGGGGAUGUACAUGUUAACUUGUUAGACUGUGUUUUGAAGUCCAAAAAUAAACUAUACCAAGCCUGUAGUCCAGCGAGACAAAACUUAAAGAUUUCUCAAAACAAAAUGUUGGUUUGAUAACAGCGCUCGAGAAAGAAAAUACCAGGUGGGGGAUAAGGUGCUUGCCUUAUGUUGACGAAUCCACUUCAGGUGAAAUUCAAUAGACUGUAUGAAAUAGUCUCCCAAAUUAAUGAUGUGAAUUAUGUUAAUAAAACACCGGGCUGAUGUUAACUAACACAGGUGGUUAGAAGGUUUCUGGGAAUGGAUGGAUAUUACCGUAAGAACUUUGCUGCUAUCGCUCUUCCUCUGACCAAUCUCCUGAAGAAGGGUGAAAAGUUUGUUUGGACCGAGCCUUGUCAGAAGGCAUUUGAUUGAUUGUUAUCAGUAUUUCAGAUUAGGCCAAUCAAUGUACUGCUGUCAGCAAAAUUUAAUUAGCAGAUUGGAGCUGUGGGUGGCAACACAAGUCAUGGGUGCACAGAGAGUAAAGGAGAAGGCCAAAGAGACAACCCUGUGGGGUAUGUGUGCUGAGGGUCAGAGAGACAGAGGAGAGGGAGCCCACUCUUACCACCUGCUGGCGAUCUGACAGGAAGUCCAGGAUCCAGCGACACAAGGCAGGGUGAAGGCCGAGGUCUCUGAGCUUCUUGUGGAUACUUCACGCAUUCAUAUGGCUACUGCUCUGCCCAUGACUGCAAGGGACUGCAAGGAACUGCAGAGAACAUCAGAGAAACAAGCCUCCCCUGCAUGGACUCUUCCUACACUUCCCCUGCCUCGGAAAAGCAGGCCAUGUACUCAAAGAUCCUCACAACCACAGACAUUCUUGCUGCAAACCUGCUCUCCCAUUGGGAAGAGAUACAAAAGCCUUAAAGUGCGUAACACCAGGCUGAAGGACGGCUUCCUGUCUGCAGUUAUAAGCCAAAUGAAUGAUAAAAUGGACUCAACCUCACAAUGUAACUGGAUGUGACCCUGCACCAUAUGUCCAUCUGCACCGCACUUUCUCUGCAGCCAUAAUGCUUUGUUACAGUGAUUAUUUUGAUGUAUAUCAGCUCAGUGUACAGUUGAAAUGUAUCCAUCUGUCUGGAUGGUAUGUCAGGCAAGAUUUUCACUGUAGCUCAGUACAUGAUGAUAAUAAACCAAUUCCCCAGUUUAAUUGUGUGGAAAUAUUAGACAGACUGAGCUUCUGCUCUGGAACCACAGAAGGAAACUGAACUGUUGUAAUUUCUGUGGAAAGCAAAUAUAUGGAAAAUGCUUCAAUCUCACAUUACGAUCUGCAGUAACUGGGAUCAGGUGACCGGUGGUGGGUCUCCCAGAUCAAUAUCAGAAUCAAGUU
Molecule: messenger RNA, 6193 nt
Organism: Hypanus sabinus (Atlantic stingray)
Lineage: Eukaryota; Metazoa; Chordata; Chondrichthyes; Myliobatiformes; Dasyatidae
Product: zinc finger protein 229-like
Exons: 2
Coding region: 861-1916 (351 amino acids)
Biological process (GO): central nervous system development; regulation of transcription by RNA polymerase II
Cellular component (GO): nucleus
Molecular function (GO): DNA-binding transcription factor activity, RNA polymerase II-specific; RNA polymerase II cis-regulatory region sequence-specific DNA binding
Source: RefSeq, a predicted model, not a curated record